UUCACUAUAUAGAGAGCUCGGUGAGCUGAUCAGAGAGAAAGCAUUCUGCCAGCCCAGCGCCUCCAAAUCGCAAUCACUUCCUAACCUCCCCCUUUUUAUCAUAUUUGAUCACUUUGAUUCUCCGUUCUCUUCACUUAUUAUUUCUGCUACACGCAAAGGAAGCUCAGUAGGUUGCGCUCUCUUUUUUUGUUUCCUUAUCGCUGUCGCUAGCCUGCAGAGUUGACUUCAUAUUUACUCGUGCAAACAGGCUUGGGUUUGCGCGCGGCGGCUAGCACUACCUCAUCUGGAAGAAAAAAAAAGGAAGAAACGGCGAUAUUUGGGUCCAGUUGGUUAUUUUGCAACACUUCAAGACUGGAACUUGAUGUGUCGCUUGCCAGUUUCUGUAAUCUAUAAGAGUUCUAUUUUCCGCGAGACUGAACGUCGUUAUAACGUCGAAGUUAUACUGGCCCUGUCUUUUUAGCAGACUCUUGCAUUUCUUUGGUCGUCGUAUAUAUUUUUCUUCUACGGCUUUCCUGAAUGGAUGACUGCAGGCGCCCCUGGACGUGGCCUCUAAGAGCAGGACUGCGAUUCGGCUCGUCUUCGUGUCAGUUCUAACCACAGGCAAGUCCAAAAGCGGGCUACGAUUCGUCGUUGGCGCGCGAGUUUAACGAGUGGGAUAAAAGCACAGGUUGCAUUAUUUCUUCGCACGUUCAAAACACCUUGACGUGCUUUGCUUUAGAACCAGGAGCACCACGACACGCCAACAGCAAAAAACAACAACUACAACAACAACAAAGCAAAAGCAAAAACGGACAACACAAAGUUGCUGACUGAUUAGAUAUGGCAAUGGUAGUGUGGAGAGGCUCCCAGGACGAUGUGGCCGAGACGCAGGGCGCCCUCUCAUCACAAGCCCAAGGCGGACUAACCCUUGCGACCCCUCAGCCGAGCCAACUGAACCUCACGGCCUCGCAGGUUGCGCCUCCGACCCCUCAAACUCCCGUACAAGGCGCGCCGAAUAGCAACGCACAGUCCACGCCAACAAACCAAACGUCGCAGAGUGUGUCAGACAAACAGCAGCAGCAGCACAUCGAGUGCGUGGUGUGCGGCGACAAGUCAAGCGGAAAACACUACGGCCAGUUCACAUGCGAGGGCUGCAAAAGCUUCUUCAAGCGCAGCGUGCGGCGCAACCUCACAUACACGUGCCGCGCCAACCGGAAUUGUCCCAUCGACCAGCACCACCGCAAUCAGUGUCAGUACUGUCGCCUCAAAAAAUGCCUCAAAGUUGGCAUGAGACGGGAAGUUUCUCUUUUUGCAGCGGUACAGAGGGGCAGGAUGCCACCCACGCAACCGCACCAUGGCCAGUUCGCCUUGACUAACGGGGAUCCGCUGCACUGCCAUUCCUACCUAUCGGGAUAUAUCUCUCUGUUGCUGCGUGCAGAGCCCUACCCAACGUCGCGCUAUGGAAGUCAGUGUAUGCAGCCCAACAACAUCAUGGGCAUCGAGAACAUUUGCGAACUGGCGGCCCGCAUGCUGUUCAGCGCUGUGGAGUGGGCCAGGAAUAUUCCCUUCUUCCCCGAUCUUCAGAUCACAGACCAGGUGGCUCUGCUCAGGCUCACCUGGAGCGAGUUGUUCGUCCUCAACGCGGCCCAGUGCUCCAUGCCACUGCAUGUAGCCCCUCUGCUAGCCGCCGCAGGUCUCCACGCCUCCCCCAUGUCCGCGGACAGAGUGGUCGCCUUUAUGGAUCACAUUAGAAUCUUCCAGGAGCAAGUUGAAAAGCUCAAAGCGUUACAUGUGGACUCGGCCGAAUACAGCUGCUUAAAAGCCAUCGUGUUAUUCACCACGGAUGCUUGCGGUCUGUCAGACGUGGCCCACAUCGAAAGCUUGCAGGAGAAGUCGCAGUGUGCAUUGGAGGAAUACGUGCGGAGCCAGUACCCUAACCAGCCUACGCGAUUUGGAAAGUUAUUACUACGCCUGCCUUCUCUACGCACAGUGUCCUCUUCGGUCAUAGAGCAAUUGUUUUUCGUCCGAUUGGUAGGUAAAACCCCAAUUGAAACCCUCAUCCGGGAUAUGUUGCUGUCAGGGAGCAGUUUUAACUGGCCAUAUAUGUCUAUUCAGUAAUCAAAAGGAAGGAUCGAAAAUGGGCGUGCUCUAGUUAGCGCUUCUUUUUGUAGAAGAAACCGGCUGUUACACGAGUUACUUUCACGGAAAAGAGACGUUUUUCAUAAGUGACUGUGAAUUCUCAAAUAAGAGACAUUUAUUGAAAACUACCUGGGGCAGCGGGGUAGAAGUGGUGUGUGUGGAGAAGGGUAUUUUACUUUUUUCUUUUUUAAAACAAAAGAGAGAAAAAAGCACGGAAAGGGUAACGGGGCAAAACACAGAAUGGAUUUUAAAAUAUUCCUUCUGGAGAGAGAAAACUUGAAGUGCAUUUAAAUUGGAUAAAUUUAGAAGAAAUUCAAAAGUCCGUUUUCAUUUUACCAAAUGGCUCUUAUGUCCUGUGUCCAUGUAUCUACCGCUAUUUUGCAUAUUUUUAAACAUCUUCACUGGUUCCAAACCAGCCUAUGUGAUUCUGUAUUCUAAAGCUGUUUUUUUAUUGUUGUUGUUUUUUUAAUACUAAUAAUAAUUUUCUGAUAAUCACUACUUAAAACCUUUGUAAAAAGGUUCUUUAAGAAUUGAAAGUAAAUCAGCAAUAUAAGAAUACUUAUGAACGCUAAAACGCACUUAAAUUUGCUGUUAUGAACUUCAAUCCCGAAAAAUAACACUCUCUUAAAUCCAAACUUUCAGACUUAAUGCACCAGGGUGCCACUAUUCAGUUUAAAACAGAUUAAACUGUUAGUCAAAUUACACUACCAGAGCUCCGGACGCUCUCUCUCUCUCUCUCUCUCUCUCUCUCUCUCUCUCUCUCUCUCUCUCUCUCUCUCUCUCUCUCUCUCUGUCAGUAUAUGUGUGCGUGUGCGUUUCCGUGUGUUUCAGAGAGAAAGAGUGUUCCUUGCGACUGUUUUGAUGUUGCGACCUGCUCAAAUGGUCUUACUUUCAGUUCAGUGUAAUAAUUGUUUUGAACUGUGAACACUUGGUUAUUACUUGGUUUGACUAAUAACGUUUAUUUGUUCAAAGAUUUGUAUUAAAUUAUACGAAGUCCGUACACUUUGCGAUGUUGUCAAAAUGCUUAACUAUUGUUAAAGCCCAUUAAACUGUAUUUUAAAAGAAGCUAAGCAGUAAUAUAAAGAACCGCCCGCAAAAGCCUCCCCAACAGACUUAAAGCAUUAAAAGUGCCUGUAAAGAGCGAAAUCACUGAUUUGUUAUUUAAACGUUAUUGUAUGUGUAGGCUAGCAAACGUGGGGAUUUUUACAAUUCAGUCUUAUGAUUGAAUAUUUCACUUGAAAAAGAGGGAGGGGUGACAAUUAGAGGCAGUAUUCUUGUAAAUAUAUAGGUCAAUUCAUGGACUUUUUCUUAUACAAAAUAUAUGUGAUUAAGAAUUAAAAACUGUGGUUGCCAUUUUUUCUUUAAAUCAACUGUCUUCAAAAAUGAGUGGCAGAGUUAGCUAGUAGCACUGAUUUUCUUUUUUAUUUGUAUUGUACAUACAUAUUAAGACAAAUGUUUUUUUCAUGUAUCUAGACUGUGAAUGCAUGGCCACAGGUCGCUAACCUAUUUUACCUUUGAUAUAUAUAAAUGUAAAUGUUUUUGACUGUAUAGAUAUAAUCUGUGCAUUCAGUACACUAGCCCUUGUAUUUAAGAAGAAAAAAGAAACAAAACGUUCAAUAAUAGGAUACAACUUAACAGGGUGAACUGGUUUGGAAAGGGGUGGCUAUUUUGACUUCAGUGUGCCUGCUCCUUUUCGGUCUGUAACAGAUGCCUUGUAUGUGUGUGUGUGUGUGUGUGUGUGUGUGUGUGUGUGUGUGUGUGUGUGCGUGUGCGUGCGUGCGUGCGUGUAAGUGUGAAAGCUUGCAAUUUCGUCCUUGUCUCGAGGCUUUUCUUCAACACACAAGACACCAUGUUGUGGUUGGAUAAAAAGGGAUCAUAUUGUGUAGUUGACUGAGCAGUUAUCCUGGGUUGUUCCCCUGCCACAUAUGGACCAGAGAAUGCUACAUGAUUGUAAUUAUGAACAGUUUAAACUGACCCACCUUUUUAUAUAAAUAUAUAAGAAUAUAUUACUGCAGGGUAUUAAUAACGAAUAGAUACUUUUUUAUUAUUAUUAUUAUUAUUAUUAUUAUUAUUAUUAUUAUUAUUAUUAUUAUUAUUAUUAUUAAUUCCAAGUGAUAUAUGUGAGUGUGUGUGUGUGGAAGUUUAUAGUUGCAAAAAAUCUUGUUUGUUUG
Molecule: messenger RNA, 4289 nt
Organism: Tachysurus vachellii
Lineage: Eukaryota; Metazoa; Chordata; Actinopteri; Siluriformes; Bagridae
Gene: nr2f2
Product: nuclear receptor subfamily 2, group F, member 2
Exons: 3
Coding region: 820-2097 (425 amino acids)
Biological process (GO): negative regulation of transcription by RNA polymerase II; anatomical structure development; cell differentiation
Molecular function (GO): retinoic acid binding; nuclear receptor activity; RNA polymerase II cis-regulatory region sequence-specific DNA binding
Source: RefSeq, a predicted model, not a curated record